Messenger RNA from Sorex fumeus (smoky shrew), 1002 nucleotides. RefSeq names its product motor neuron and pancreas homeobox 1 (gene MNX1). The transcript is spliced from 3 exons. The record is from RefSeq and is a predicted model, not a curated record. Gene Ontology annotation, cellular component: nucleus. Lineage: Eukaryota; Metazoa; Chordata; Mammalia; Eulipotyphla; Soricidae. Gene Ontology annotation, biological process: regulation of DNA-templated transcription; central nervous system development; endocrine pancreas development. Bases 1 to 1002 code for a protein of 333 amino acids. Gene Ontology annotation, molecular function: sequence-specific double-stranded DNA binding; DNA-binding transcription factor activity, RNA polymerase II-specific.
AUGGAAAAAUCCAAGAAUUUCCGCAUCGACGCGCUGCUGGCCGUGGACGCCCCGCGCGCGGCCCCGGCGCAGAGCGCGCCGCUGGCCCUGGUCACGUCCGGGCCGGCCGGCAGCCCCGCGGCCCCCGAGCCGCCCCCCGCGCCGCCCGCCGAGCGCCCGCGCGCGCGGAGCCCGUCCCCGCCGCGCCUGCUGCCCGCGCCCUGCGCGCUGCUGCCCAAGGCCGGCUUCGCGGGCGGCGGGGGGCCCGCGGGGGGCCUGGCGCUCGGGCUGCACCCGGGGGGCGCGCAGCCCGCGCUCUACGGACACCCGGUCUACGGCUACUCGGCCGCCGCCGCCGCGCUGGCCGGCCCGCACCCGGCGCUCGCCUACCCGUACCCGCAGGUGCCGGGCGCGCACCCCGCCGACCCCCUCAAGCUGGGCGCCGGCACCUUCCAGCUGGACCAGUGGCUGCGCGCGUCCACGGCGGGCAUGAUCCUGCCCAAGAUGCCCGACUUCAACUCCCAGGCGCAGUCCAACCUGCUGGGGAAAUGCCGCCGGCCGCGCACGGCCUUCACCAGCCAGCAGCUGCUGGAGCUGGAGCACCAGUUCAAGCUCAACAAAUACCUGUCUCGGCCCAAGCGCUUCGAGGUGGCCACGUCGCUGAUGCUCACGGAGACGCAGGUCAAGAUCUGGUUCCAGAACCGGCGCAUGAAGUGGAAGCGCAGCAAGAAGGCCAAGGAGCAGGCGGCGCAGGACGCCGAGAAGCAGAAGGCGGGCGCGGGCAAGGCGGGCGCCGAGGACAAGGGCGACGCGGAGCUGCUGGGGCCGCCGGCGCCCCUCGGGGACAAGGGCAGCGGCCGCCGCCUGCGGGACCUCAGGGACAGUGACCCCGACGAGGACGACGAGGACGACGACGACGACGAGGACGGUUUCCCCUAUGCGCACGGGGCCGCCGGCGCGCGCGCCGCCUCCGACGGCUCCUCGGGCUCCGACUCGCCGCCGCCGCCGCCGUCCGCGCAGUAG